Messenger RNA from Trypanosoma rangeli, 1497 nucleotides. Its product is annotated as putative mismatch repair protein MLH1. The record is from RefSeq and is a predicted model, not a curated record. Bases 1 to 1497 code for a protein of 498 amino acids. The transcript has a single exon. NCBI's taxonomy places the organism in Eukaryota, Euglenozoa, Kinetoplastea, Trypanosomatida, Trypanosomatidae. Gene Ontology annotation, biological process: mismatch repair. Gene Ontology annotation, cellular component: MutLalpha complex. Gene Ontology annotation, molecular function: mismatched DNA binding; ATP hydrolysis activity; ATP binding.
AUGCAGGUUCUGGCACUGGACGGCAGGCUUGUGGAUCUGCCGAUGAUAUCGCGUGGCAUCAAUGACGCAUAUGCCGAAUGCCAGCCCAGUGCGUCUCAGCGUGUGCACCCAGUUUUUUUUGUCCACCUCGCAUGCGACAGGAGUGUUCCCUAUGACGUGAAUUUGGCGCCCAAUAAGCGCAAGGUGCUCUUUAUGGAAGAAAGCAAACAUAUGGAGGAGGUCCAUGCGCGGGCCCUCGCGGCAUUUCAGGCAUCAACUGAUGGCAUUAGAGUGGACCGGCACAUUCGUAUUGAACAGACACGACGGGCGGACUGGAAGGCUACACAGGAUUCAAAACUUACGCGAACCCCAGUUUCUGCCGCCUCCCUCACGCAGUUCACGUAUCGGCGAGCGGACCCGCCGUUGACGCCUCCGUCUGCUGAAAAACUGUCGGCUUCUGAGUCGGUCGAGAUCUCGAAAAUGCGUUCCUCUCUCUACUACACCCAAACGGAGGCGGCGAGUGGUUCGUCUGCGGGAACAGACACCAAUAAUACUGAGGGUGACGAUAUUUUAAGUGGCAGCGGCUCCUCCUCUUCCCCCUGCUCGCCGGCGGCAAGAGGCUCAGGCAGUGAGGAUGCCUCUUUGUCGCGGACCUGCAAGCGUGAGCGUCCAGUGGACUCGUCAGAUGACGUGACUCAGAUGGAGGUGGAGGACGGCAGCACGUCGCCUGUGUUCUUAACGGAUGAGGCAAACCAGCCUCGACCAGCAGGCCCACGGACAAGCAUGCGCUUUCCCUCACUCAAGGACAUGUCGAUGCAGGCCUUGCUGCCUUCCUCCAGUAAAGUGGCGUCGACACCCCCUCGAGCUACGGGAAAUGAGCGACAAAAAUUUGGCUCCCUCACGGAGCAGACGGAGAAUCAACUUGCAAUGCGUCUGGACAAGAGUUCCUUCAAGGAGAUGAUUAUACACGGACAGUUCAACCAUGGAUUUAUUCUGGCGUCGCUUGGAGAUGACGUAUUCGUGAUUGAUCAGCAUGCCGCGGAUGAGAAGUUUAACUACGAGUGCUUGAUGAGUCAGUACACGGCCCGACCUCAACCGCUCUUGACGGCUGUUCCAGUGCCAAUGAAUCCACAUGAUGUAGAUCUGGCGUUGCUGCACAGUGAUGAGCUCCGACAGCAUGGCUUUAUUGUGAGGCGUGGCGAGGAUGUCAGCAAGCUGCUUGUAUCGUCGGUGCCCAUGCUCCAGUACGAGGUGGUGGGACCCCACGACAUCAUUGAAUUAGUGCAGCAGCUUGUCCUUUAUGGUACCAUCACCAAGCCGCUGCGCAGCGUGUGGCACUCCAUGGCAACAAAAGCAUGCCGUUCCAGCAUCAUGAUAGGCACGGCUCUUUCUGAGAAGACCAUGAGCUCCGUUGUGAGUCGACUGGGCAAUCUGGAGCAGCCGUGGAAUUGCCCUCAUGGACGACCGACAUUGCGACAUGUCGCUUGUGUUUCCUCCCUCAUGGCUGCACUGAAGUGA